AUGGGUGUAUCUAAGGAGGACAAACUGGAAGUGCUGGAUUUAUGGUCUGUGAGUCAGAACUUCUUGGAUAUGCGGCUUUGGUCCAUGGAUAACUGGCUACCACAGACCUCAAGUGAGACUCAAGCACUAGCAGGCCAUUCGAAGGCGGGAGUGAAGAAGCCCUCGAAGGUGGUGGUGGACUUGUUUUUCAUGGAAGGCCCCCUUACCCAGUUCUUAGGGUACCUUCUUGAGUGGAGUGAUAAGAGGAAAGGCCUGUUACAGCUUUACUGUAAUGAGCUUCAGAUUUGGUCAGCAUCCCAUUUUAACCACAAGAAGCUCUCAGAAAAGGUGAACCUGGAGUAUGUAGAAACACUGGGCCUCCACGAUGCUUUCUGCAAUCCAGUUUUCUUGCUUAACUUGGCUUCUUACCUGGGCUGCAUGAGGAACCUGCACAAGCUCUCUCUCACCAACAUCCAAGGAGAUAACUUUAUUUCCCCAGAGGAGAAGAGCUAUAUCAUCAUCCAGUUCACCUUGCAGUUCGUCAAGCUGGAAUGUCUCAAGAAGAUGCAUCUGGAAACUGUUCCCUUCCUUGAGGGCCACCUGCACCAGCUAUUUGGGUCCUUGAAGACCCCCUUGGAUGACCUGGAUGUGACUCACUGUACACUCUCAGUAUCAGAAUGGGACAGUCUUUCUGAGUUCCCAUGUGUCAGUCAAUUGCAACAACUGAAUUUGCAAAAUGUCAGAUUGACUGAUCCAUGUCCUGAAACCCUCCAAGUUCUAUUAGUAAAAGCUGGACUGACCCUGGUGACCCUGGACUUAGAGGACUGUCAAAUUGAGGAUCAAUAUCUCCAUGACAUCUUACCUGCCCUGAGCAGCUCUCUUCAGCUCAAGUUCAGCUUCUAUGGGAACCAAAUCUCCUUGCAUGCCCUGAGGGACCUACUACACCAUACUGCCAGCUUGAGAAAGCUAAGAGUGGAGCUGUACCCUGUUCCUCAGGAGAGCUAUGACUACAAUGGUACUCUCCACAUAGAACUCAUGAGAGAAUAUUGUGAUGAGCUUAUGGAUAUUCUGAAAGCCAUUAGGGAGCCAGGGAAGGUUGUCUUUGGUACUAAAUGCUGCUGCAAUUGUGACAAUCGAUACAUCUACAACAAAACCCCAUUGUGUGAGGGUCAGCGUUAUUAUUAG
Messenger RNA from Peromyscus leucopus (white-footed mouse), 1164 nucleotides. RefSeq names its product preferentially expressed antigen in melanoma-like protein 1. The transcript has 3 exons. The record is from RefSeq and is a predicted model, not a curated record. NCBI's taxonomy places the organism in Eukaryota, Metazoa, Chordata, Mammalia, Rodentia, Cricetidae. Bases 1 to 1164 code for a protein of 387 amino acids. Gene Ontology annotation, cellular component: cytoplasm.